Messenger RNA from Eriocheir sinensis (Chinese mitten crab), 4403 nucleotides. RefSeq names its product mitogen-activated protein kinase kinase kinase 12-like (gene wnd). Gene Ontology annotation, molecular function: ATP binding; JUN kinase kinase kinase activity. The record is from RefSeq and is a predicted model, not a curated record. Gene Ontology annotation, biological process: JNK cascade; protein autophosphorylation. NCBI's taxonomy places the organism in Eukaryota, Metazoa, Arthropoda, Malacostraca, Decapoda, Varunidae.
GCAGACAGUAAGGUGAAAAGAUAGGAAUAAGCGCACUGCGGCAGAAUGAAACACCAGAUAACUCAGAGAAAUAUCGAAGGAUUUUUUUUCUUCCGCCUUUGAGAAGAUUGGAAGUUAUUAGAAAAGGGUCAUUGGGCUACCGUGAAUAAGAUUGUGUUUUGUGUUAUUUCCAGAAACCUUAUAACGCUGAUCGAUGAUAACGACGAACGCCUCGCAGGAAGUGGUAUGAAUUAUUGAUAGUUUUUUCCGAGUGCCAAAUAUUGUGUGUCAGAGGUGGAGGAGAAAAGCAAGAGAUUGUUAUAUUAAAGACACGAUGCUUUUGACAAGAGUUAUAAGACAAGAAGAAUGAUUGAUUGAUUGGUGUUGUGAGACGGUGUAACUUAGACGAGAGGAAUUACCGUUGAAAAGACAGAGGUUGAAUGGAUUAAAAUAAGGAAGUGGAUAGCUGUGAUUACAUAUAACGAAGGCUGUGAUGUAUAUAUGACAGAGAGAGGGUCAAGGGGAAAUUUGGAACCGGAAGUUAUGAAUAAUAAACGGUUUAGUGAGGCGAGCACGGAAGGCUACAAAAAGUUUAAUUGAAAAUACAAGCUGUGAUCCCAAGCGCCAAGUAAUUUGAGACAUUCUAGACAAAGGUGUGAAAAACUAAAUAAUCGAAAUAGAGCUGUUACAGUAAAGGCCACAAAGUUGAGAACCGACAUCAUCACGGAAGAGAAAUGUCAAUGCUAUGCUCAGUCCAAGAAUUAGUCCAACUCCAGAACACGAAGAGAUAUGAAUACUAUUUAUAACAUUGAUCAUUCACAGUUAGUAGCGUUCAUUCUCUUCCAUAUUCGUUCAUAAAGUGGUUGAUAGUCUUUGGGGCAGUUGUACAAGACGUGGCCAGAGUCAAGACACGUCCAGGGAGCCCAGCCUUCACCAUGUCAUCAGACCGGUCACCAUGGCGAGGAUGGGUCGAGUUCAUGCCUGGUCUUCUUAUGGUUUCCUCGGAGGCGGGUCCGUCCUGGCGCCAGUGUGGCCACGUUCUUCGCAGCCCCACCACGACCACCACCACAAGCGUCACCGCCGCCAUCGCAUCCACGCCCCCUGGCCUCCUGACGACGCCCACAGCGGCAGGAAGCACCAGCAGGACCAGCCUCUCUCCAGUCCACAGCUUCAUGUCAGCUACGUCGCCACUCGCCAUCGCCGCCAGGGGCCAUGUCACCUGCGUGUCGUCUUCGUCUGCGUGCGUCGUCAGUACUCAAAGUUACAUCACAGACUUAAACAACCAAGGCGGUGCGACGUCACUGAACGUCAAGAGCCCGACUUGCGUCACACCCGCCGUCCACCAGCCAUCCAGCAGCCGCCAACAUGUCCAGGUUUCCACAUACAGAAUGUUGCCGAGAGGAGGGGUGAUGGGCCUGGAGGGGGAGGGAGGGGGGAUCGGGGGGGUGCUGGUGGACACGACCCGCCCCUCCCCCUCCCUUCUGGGGCCCCAAGUCAACCUGCAAGACAAGGACGACGUCUUCUCCACCAGUAUUAUUUCAUGCAGCACCGACAGGGAGGAUAUGGACUUCAGGAAAAGCAUGCUGAGGAUGGAGGAGGAGCUUCAGAACCUUCAGCUGCACUCCCAGCGAUCAACGCCGCUGGAGCCUCAGCAAGGGCGUUUUCAAGAAGGCGGAGGGUCUGGGGAAGGCGGCGAAGGCAAUGUCAGCAGCCCCGACUCGCCCACGGGGAUGCAUAUCAGAUACAGGGACGGCCAGCGGGUCAACUGGCUGGAGGGCAUCAUCGGGUGCCUGCGGCCAGUCUGGACCAUCAUCGGCAAGGCGGCGCUCAGCGAGAAGCAAGCACACACCGACAACUGGGAGAUUCCAUUCGAGGAAGUCUCGUCACUGCAGUGGCUGGGGUCCGGCGCCCAGGGAGCCGUGUUCCGGGGCCAGCUGCGAGGCUCAUGGGUGGCCAUCAAGAAGGUCAAGGAGCAGAAGGAAACAGACAUCAACCACUUGAGAAAACUCAAUCACCCCAAUAUCGUCCAGUUUUUGGGCGUGUGCACAGCAGCACCCUGUUACUGCAUCGUGAUGGAGUAUUGCCCCUAUGGUCCCCUCUAUAACCUCCUCAAAGAUGGACAGGACAUACCACCAGACAGGGUUGCUAAUUGGGCCAAGGAAAUUGCAUCUGGCAUGAACUACCUCCACCAGCACAAAAUUAUCCACAGAGACCUUAAGAGUCCAAAUGUCCUGAUUGGAAGUAACCAAGAAGUGAAAAUUAGUGACUUUGGUACUUGUCGAGAGUGGAAUGAUGUCAGUACAAGAAUGAGUUUUGCUGGCACUCUGGCCUGGAUGGCCCCAGAGGUCAUUCGAAAUGAGCCCUGCAAUGAGAAGGUUGACAUAUGGUCUUUUGGGGUGGUGCUAUGGGAGUUGCUGACAUGUGAAAUCCCAUACCGUGAUGUUGACAACUCUGCCAUCAUUUAUGGGGUUGGAUCAAGUUCACUGCACCUCCCUAUACCUUCUACAUGCCCAGAUGGCUUCAGGCUCAUUGUACAGAUGUGUUGGAACAGCAAACCCAGAAACAGACCUUCUUUCAAGUACAUUCUCAUGCACCUUGACAUUGCUGCUGUGGAAAUCCGCAGCACACCUCCAGAGACUUACUUCAAGACACAGAUGUCAUGGAAAGCUGAAAUAAGACAACAAAUGGCAUCCAUGAAUUCCCGAGCCUCGCACAUCCCUCGUCUAGAGGAGGACCUUGUGCAGAGGCGUCAUGAUGAACUCAAGCAUGCUCAGGACAUUCGAGAACACUGGGAGAGGAAGUUGGUCAUUGCUAAUGACCUUUAUCUUGAGCUGUCAGCUGCCAUGCUGCAGUUAGAACAACGUGAAAAGGAGCUUCUAAAGUCUUCUCCCAGACGGGAACAUGCCAACCAGAUCCACAAAGGAAAGCGGAGAAUUGUAAAGCCACUCAUCCGUGCUCAGGAGCGUUUACAAGCCAGGCGGGCAGGUGGGGGAGGGGGAACAGCUACAUCCUCAACCCCCACCAGCCCUGACACUCAGGCUCCUUCCCCAGCCCGACAACCAUCUCAGAGUCGCUCCAAAAAGCCACUCUACACUGAAAUGGGAACCAACAACCUGCCGCUCUCCACAACACGCCCAGCCUCCCUCCACAUAGGUCAGCCCCUGGGUCACAAAGCAUCAUCUUGUGCUGCACCCGCCCUCCCUGAGGCUGGGCAACAAGACACUGUAGAUGGAGGCCGUGUAGGCUCUGGGCGCAGGAGGACGCGCCACCACCAGAGAAACAAAAGUCAUGGGGGUGUUGUAGCAUAUGUCAGCUCUGCCACCAGCCCAAGACAUGCCUUGCCACCUGACAGAAGGGGGUACAGCUUAAGCCCCAGCCAUGAACGUGUCCCAGUCCUGGUGGACUCUGGAACUCAGACAGACCAUAUGGACAUGAGUGAGACUGACACAUCACCAGUGAAAACCCCAGGGCCACAUAAGCCUUCCUCCCUCCCUCUCCAGUCUGAAGAAGGUGGUGGUGGUGGAGGGAGUAGUAGUGAUCCCACCAACCCUGCUUGUGGUCAUACUGCAACUGAGACCAGUCCCAAUGGCAACACACUUCCAGAACAACAAAGUCCCUGCUGUGAGCACUGUCCAAGGCAACAGUACCUCCGCUUUACUUCUACAGACUCUAAUGACUCAAACAAAAAUUUCCCAAUGGCGACUCCAGUUGCUGCGCGCCUCGCUGAGAGCCACCAACCAGAGUUUACCAUUGAAGAGACACUGCAGAUUCUCAACAAUAAUGAAGAUGAUGUGGAUAUUUUGCAUCAGCUGAGUGACAAAUGGGAUGCAAUUGAAAGGGUCUUGGCAGACAAGAAGGCUUUGCCAACUGGCUACUCUCAUGUCAUGCACUCACCCCCAGAUAUGAGGUAUGACUCCUCAAAAGACUUAUCAGAGUCAACACCUAUGGAGGUUGGUCAGCCCCAGAUUGAGGGUAUGUCACAGAGUCAGUCCCCUUCCUCAACCAAUGAUGAGGAGGAGGAUGACGAUGAGGAUGACGAUGAAGAUGAUGACGAUGAAGAUGAGAGACAUUCUAGUGUUGAUCCAGACAUCCUCAAUCGCAACUCUGAUAUGGUAGCCUCCAGUGAAUUAGAUUCUAGCCAUGAUUCUGUAGAGCAUGAAAUGUCUGCCUCUGAAGAGGAUGAGGAGCCUCUUGAGCCUCACUACCAAGUUCUAAAGCGAAGAUGCUUCAUGCGGAGGCCACUACCUCGUAGCAAGAAUCACCGGGGUGUUUGCCUCACCCGGUCCACUCACAGUACCCAAAGCAGUGAAGGAGGUGGAUCUGAGGAGGAGGGCAGGGAUGGCCCCAGUUCAACACGACACGGCUACUAUAGCAGCAGAGGAACUAGUCUGGAUGGUAUCAGUCGCUAUGCUUCCAGGCUUAUG